Messenger RNA from Pararge aegeria (speckled wood butterfly), 2939 nucleotides. RefSeq lists its product as uncharacterized. The record is from RefSeq and is a predicted model, not a curated record. NCBI's taxonomy places the organism in Eukaryota, Metazoa, Arthropoda, Insecta, Lepidoptera, Nymphalidae. The transcript has 6 exons. Bases 524 to 1459 code for a protein of 311 amino acids.
AAAGCCGUGUGUGACGUAACCGCUAGGGCUGCCGAUCGCACGCCGCACACACGGUCGCUGCCAGCCGGUCGUGUAGUACGUUCGCUUCGGAGCCGCGGCUUGUGCCAUCGCAAUCGUUGCUUCUCGUCCGCGGUCCAGUGCACUGUGUACCCACGGUCCCACGCCGCUCUUCCGCGCGGCAGGUGAGGUUGGGGCCGGCUUGGCUCCGGUGACUCGAGUUCGCCCUGAGCAGUAUUGAUCGCAUCCCGUUCAAUUGUUUCAAUGUUUAUAAACAGCCGGCCGCAUCUAUUCGUUCGUUGUUUUUGAUACGUUUGCCGAGUGUGAACGAUUCCGACCGCCGCUGAUCCUGUAUGCGCCGCCCGCACCAACAUCUCGCGUUGGACUCAGUGCACAUCUGGAUAGAGUACAACAAAGAGAUAAAUUAUCAAAAACGAGACAUAAAGAAGACUUGUUCAAUUGGACCAUGUAAUAACAAGUAAAUGUGAAUCCAGGUGUUGUUGAAAGGGGCGAUUAAGAGGCAACCAUGCUGUCCUAUAUGGUACCAGUUGAAGAGAAGCCACCCCCAGUUCCCGGGAAGGGCCGUCUCGCACUCGAACUAGUAGCGAGUCCUGGGAGUCCAGAAUCUGCAGCCAAACGUACUCGCACCAACAUUUCGAAGGAGUCAUCGACGUGCUCGUUCGCCAGUGACUUAACGUUUUCCUCUUCUACGCCCACCGGCGCCCACGACAAACCGAAACACAAGCUCCUGAGCAACGGCAGCAAGCACACUUCUUUAAAAAGGGUAUCGUUCGGGAGCUCCAAAGGGUCGAUGGUAGAGACCCUAAUCUACGAGAGCCCCCUUCAGGAGGAGCCAGAGAGCAGCCCGCCUCCUAAGUUCAAAGAAACUGCAUUCCCGUAUACGCCCGUCGAAGACGAUUCGGAGCGUUCAAAAGUCCGCGUGUCCUUCUACCAAGGGGUGCGGCCGCAGUGUCUGUCACCACCGCCGGCGCAGUCGGAGUCUCACGUGCAUUACGCGGAUUUGCUCUCUGCAGCGGCCAACGUCGACAUGGCAGAGCACACUAUGUAUAAUAGACAAAUCAGUACCGAAAGCGGAUGGGAUAACCCAUUCCGUCCAGACGGCGACCUGAGCCGUGAGGCGGACGAGAUCGUCUCCCUCAUCAAGGGUGGGAAGCCCAUCACUCCGACGCCACCUGUCACUAACCAGGUGCCUAUUUGCGAUGAGCAGGAGGAGAAGGUGCAUGCUAACAACCUUAAUGCUAGUCCUCCAGCUUCACCGCAGACCAAGGUGGCUAGUCCAGUGCAGCAGAAGACCGCCAAUGGCACAAAGAACGGCACGGCGGUGCCCGAAGUACGCGCCGGGCCGGUCGAUGUGCUACGCUCCCCGCCGCAGGAGCCAUUGCAGCCAGAACACGUCACCAUCAAGAAGAAGCAGAUGUGCAAAUGCUGCGUCAUCCAGUAAUUUCCAUUUCCCACCGCCUCUUCCUCGCAGCCAGUAACACGCAUGCUUUCUAUAACCAAGCAUAUUCAGAAUGUCGUCCUUUAGCUAAACAACAGGAUCCCUAAUGUGAUAUAUUCGACCUCCGUUUACUUAUUCGAUUGCGUGAUAGUUAACUGAGUUUUAUAUGGAAUCGAAGAAGCGCCAUCUAGUGAUAGUAUGACUUUACAAUAUUUUAACUAGAUGGCGCUUUUUCGAUACUAUGUAAAUCAUAGUUAACUUCCACGCGAUUGAUUAAGUAAACGUAGGUAGAAUAUCUCGCAUUAGGCACGCAGUAUAGUUUUGGCAAAUCAAAAAAACACUCUUUUGUCAUUUGGGCAUGGUUAUGCACGAACGAUUGUCUUGAGGCUUCGGCCGUAGCUAGUGAUCCUACUUGUAAUAAUCGUUAUUGUGUAAACAGCUGUUUUUUAUUUCUAUGUUUUAUUCACGUUAACAGAGAUUAACGAUUACCAAAGAUAAGAAAUUCGAUACAGAUAAUUAUGAUCAUCCUACGAAAGCUAUCAGCUGUUAUCCUACGGUUGCUGAGUGAAAUAAUAUAAUUCUCAGAUAAAGUAAAAAAUACGGAAUAUUUAAUUGAAAUACUUUCCAUUACAGAACUGCUAAGAAAAAAGUGUAAUAAAACUCCUGUGUAUUUACAGGAAUUUUAUGAUUCGACAUAAAAAAAAUAUGUAGCCGUCUUUAAGCCUACCAGGAAUAAUUAUGGAUUGGUUACGUUUUUGUAUAACUUCGUCCAUUUAUACAAAAAAAUGUACGAUAAACCUGUCUUUACAGUAAAAAAAAAUAUUUUUCGUACCAAUAUUGAUGGUUUUAUCAUGCGAUUUUUGUAUUGAAGAGAAGGGAGAGUUCUGCAGCGUUGUCAGCUAAGUAACGAUGGUGUUUACUCGGUGCUAAGCCAUUUCACACUCGUUUCUGUCACGAGAAGUACCUAAAAGUCACGUUCAAAUUACUAUUAUAUCUUGGGAAAUAAUGUGUUCAUACAUUUUAAAAUUAAAUAAUACUAUCGCAUUAAACGUUGUUCUGGCCUGUACUUUUGCGUACUUCGAUAUUUAUAAGCGUGUUUAUUAUUCACGGUUGCAUUUUUACAUGUAACAGUUUUUUUUUGUUUUAUCUGUUAUCAGUUACUUUGUUUUAUAAGAAUUUGUAACAGUUAUAAUAUUUGCGGUAGGGUACAAUUUUUUUUUUUUUUAUUUGACUAGUCUGGUGAGAUGACACGGUUUUGCUAUCGAACUAUAAGAGAAGCCCACCACAGAAAUUGAUUUUAUGAUAAUUUCCUAUAAAUUUUUGAAGAGAAUCUCAGCAAGAUUACUCCAGUAUAUUAAAAUAUCUAAAAAUAAUAAGAGAUAAUAUAUUGAAGAGAUAAAACUAUUAUUGUGACUAAAAUCAGAAUCACUACAAACAAACAAAUGUGAGGUGUUAAAAUAUCAUAAUUUUGAGUAUAAACAAU